CCACCCAGCCCUGGGGGCUGCGGGACUCCCCCUCCCAUGCCAGGGCCCUGGGUAGGCGGUCCUAAGGGAGGGGCAGGCUGUUAUCUGUGGUCACUGGCGGAGCCCCGGAGGGGUGGGGCUGGCGGCUGGGACACUUGGAGAUCAAACCCUCCCCAACGGUCCCUCUUGUUUUGAUCCAGGCCCAGCAGCUUGGGGGAGGCGGAAUGGAAAACUCCAGGUUCUGCUUACAAAGAGAGACCCAGAGACAGCAGGGAGCUGGGUUCGGGGACCAGGAGUGCGGGGGCCCAGCCCUGCCAUCUUCCCACAGACACUGUCCCCUGAGACGCAUGCCAGGGACUCUGCAGCCAACAGGAUACAGGUCUGAGAGCCCUGGGGCGAGGUGAAUCAGUGCGGAGCCGAGCGAAGCCACCCGGGUGCUGUGAGCAGCCGCUGCAAUGUGUGUUACGCUGCCCGCUGCCGGGACACCCCUCCAGUGACGGAGCACGCAAUGACCUAACACAGCACCUUUCCCCAGCCCCUGGGCUCCAGCCCGGCCUGCUGCCUCCACCAAAAUGUGCAGACACCUUCGCCGCCUGGCUGGUGUCCGUGUGCACCGCUGCCCCUCGCUGGGCUGUGCUAGCAGGCCCACCCCGCCAGAGCAGAGCAGAGCAGAGCGCCCCCAUGGCUGGGGAGCAAUGCGGCCCUGGGGGACGGAGUGACCCCCGCUCAGCAGGAACUGCGGGAAGGGAGAGGAGCGGCUUUUUCUUCAGAGUCGCAGCCACAGAAAACCCAGCCGGACCCUCCUCCCCCACAGAGGGUAACGCCGAUUGCCAGGGUGCAGGUUUCCCUGAUGGAGCAUCACCAGGGACCCCAGUGGGGACUCCAUCCCCCUAACCCCCCUGGGAGCUGAGCAGGAUCGCCCAUUGGGGGGAUCUCCCAGUCGGUGUCCCAGGCUCUCAGCGGCCUUCGCCCUCCCACCCGGGUUCGGGAUUAACAGUCCCAUCGGCGCUGACAGUGCAGCUCAACUCUGGGGCUCCCCAGGGGAGGGAGACAUGGCACAUCCUUUGGGAAACCUGCCCCACAGCCAGCCCUGCCGCACUCCCCACAGGUGCCCCCAGAGCUCCACACCAGACACAGCCUGGGGGGCAGGACUUGGUGAGGAAAGUGGCGUCCCUGGCUACACGUGGGUGCUGCGUGGGAGCCGCCUGGAAGGCUUCCCGGACAGGGAGGCAGGGCCUGGCAGCUGCCGCCUCAUGUCCCCGGACCAGCUCCGGCCUGACGGGUUUUCAGACACGGAUGCGGAGUCCGGGGGCUCCCAGCGCCUGAUUCGCAGCGUGGCUGGACACUUACAGCUCGCUGCAGUCACUGCCAGACACCCCGUCUGCUCCCCCAAACCACCCCAGUACCCUCCCUCAGACACCCCCACAACCACCAGACACCCCACCUGCUCCCCCAAACACCCCAGCUCCCCUCCCUCAGACACUCCCACGCCCCCAGACACCCCACCUGCUCCCCCAAACACCCCAGUACCCUCCCUCAGACACCCCCACGCCCCCAGACACCCUGCCUGCUCCCCCAAACACUCCAGGUCCCCUCCCUCAGACACUCCCACGCCCCCAGACACCCCACCUGCUCCCCCAACCACCCCAGUACCCUCCCUCAGACACCCCCACGUCCCCAGACUCCUGCCUGCUCCCCCAACCACCCCAGUACCCUCCCUCAGACACCCCCACGCCCCCAGACACCCCGUCUGCUCCCCCAAACCACCCCAGUACCCUCCCUCAGACACCCUCACAUCCCCAGACUCCUGCCUGCUCCCCCAACCACCCCAGUACCCUCCCUCAGACACCCCCACGCCCCCAGACACCCCGCCUGCUCCCCCAAACCACCCCAGUACCCUCCCUCAGACACCCCCACACCACCAGACACCCCACCUGCUCCCCCAAACACCCCAGCUCCCCUCCCUCAGACACUCCCACGCCCCCAGACACCCCACCUGCUCCCCCAAACACCCCAGUACCCUCCCUCAGACACUCCCACGCCCCCAGACACCCCACCUGCUCCCCCAAACACCCCAGCUCCCCUCCCUCAGACACUCCCACACCACCAGACACCCCACCUGCUCCCCCAAACACCCCAGUACCCUCUCUGAGACACCCCACCUGCUCUCCCAGACACCCCAGUACCCUCCCUCAGACACCCCCACACACCCCCUCACCCAGGCACCCGCCUGCUCCCCAAACCACCCCACUAUCCUUUCUCAGAGGCACCCCCGCAUCCCCAGACACCCCGCCUGCUCCCCCAAUCAUACCAGUACCCUCCCUCAGACACCCCCACACCACCAGACACCCCACCUGCUCCCCCAAACACCCCAGUACCCUCCCUCAGACACCCCCACGCCCUGAGACACCCCGUCUGUUUCCCCAACCACCCCAGUACCCUCCCUCAGACACUCCCACGCCCCCAGACACCCCACCUGCUCCCCCAACCACCCCAGUACCCUCCCUCAGACACCCCCACGCCCCCAGACUCCUGCCUGCUCCCCGAACCACCCCAGUACCCUCCCUCAGACACCCCCACGCCCCCAGACACCCCACCUGCUCCCCCAACCACCCCAGUACCCUCCCUCAGACACCCCCACGCCCCCAGACUCCUGCCUGCUCCCCGAACCACCCCAGUACCCUCCCUCAGACACCCCCACGCCCCCAGACACCCCACCUGCUCCCCCAACCACCCCAGUACCCUCCCUCAGACACCCCCACGCCCCCAGACUCCUGCCUGCUCCCCGAACCACCCCAGUACCCUCCCUCAGACACCCCCACGCCCCCAGACUCCUGCCUGCUCCCCGAACCACCCCAGUACCCUCCCUCAGACACCCCCACGCCCCCAGACACCCCGUCUGCUCCCC
Gopherus evgoodei (Goodes thornscrub tortoise) is the source of this 2887-nucleotide messenger RNA. Its product is annotated as 36.4 kDa proline-rich protein-like. The transcript is spliced from 2 exons. Lineage: Eukaryota; Metazoa; Chordata; Testudines; Testudinidae. The record is from RefSeq and is a predicted model, not a curated record. The coding region runs from base 1032 to 2384 and encodes 450 amino acids.